Molecule: messenger RNA, 4223 nt
Organism: Clupea harengus (Atlantic herring)
Lineage: Eukaryota; Metazoa; Chordata; Actinopteri; Clupeiformes; Clupeidae
Gene: efnb1
Product: ephrin B1
Biological process (GO): axon guidance; ephrin receptor signaling pathway
Cellular component (GO): plasma membrane
Molecular function (GO): ephrin receptor binding
Source: RefSeq, a predicted model, not a curated record
GAGCGCUGCGCACGACGGCACUGUGUGCGAAUAGGAUCACCGUAUGUCAGUCAUCGAAUGACUAGCCCGUGUGAGCUGAGACUGCCGUUAACGCAUCGAUAAACGAUCGGCGGGGACAGUGGCACAUGAUCUAACUUUUUAAGAAGUCCUCUUCCUCGCUCUCCACUCCACAGCUAGAGUGUCUGCUUCAUCAAUCCCGUGAUGUUGCUGAAAUCGGCUAAACCCUUUGGAUUAACGUGCGGAACACGGACUUCGAACAUGAGUUGGUUUCUGCAGCGCUCGAUGCGGAGAGUGUUCUGAGAUAUUUCGACUGCGUGAAAACCUCCGCACAGGAAUUACCCAGCUAGCCAACGAUAGCCUAUUCGGUUCAGGGAAUUUUGUCUGUGUAUAUUUAUUUGAAGCCAUUGGAUGGGGUACUUUGGACAGACGUGAACAUCAACUUUUAUGGCGUUUCGAGACCCGAUGUGGAGCUGAUUUAUGGUGUUUCGAGACAUGAUGGAUAAAUGUUGCUUGGUUGUGAUCAAGAACUAGUAAACGCCGAGCACAGUUUUAUAUGUGCCACCUGGACAAGUAUCGUUGCUCUAACCGGGAAAAGACAGCAGACACUUUCUUCUUAGUUUCUCAAAUGCUCAUCACAACUUGCACUCGGUCGUUGCUCUUCCUGCGCAGAACAUCAGGUUCUAACGACUGUUGCCAGUGUCUCAACUGAACUCUGGUCUUCGGACAGUGUGACCUUUCAUAGGUCAGUGUUGAGAACUUUGUUAAUCGAUGAAUAAAAUAAAAACAUCAUCCAUAACUGGCCACCUGACACCUGAGAGGUAGCGACGCCUGACCACACGGAGCAAACCGCCGAAUCCCUCACAAAAGCGGUCUAUCUGGACUACCGACGCUUUUCAAAGAGGGACACAAACGAGAGAAAAUAGGAUUUCAGAGUUUACAUCGAGCGAUGCUUAUCACACGCUACUGUGCGACGAGCUGUCAACGCGUAUAACCCAAAUGCGCGUCUGUUGAUUUUGGAUAGAGACGGGCGACAAUACCGAUUUGCCAUCGAUCUGAAUGCUCUUAUCGCGACCUUAAUUCCUGUGCUUCACUAAAUCUUCUGAACAUGGCUGGGUCUGGAAGCUGUUGGAAGAAUUACCUCUGGAUUCUGACCAUCCUUUGCAGAUGUGCUUUACCUAUAGCCAAAACACUGGAGGCAGUGGUAUGGAGCUCACAAAAUACCAAUUUUGCACAAGGGAAGGGGUUGGCGAUCUACCCCGAGAUCGGGGACAAACUGGACAUCAUCUGCCCGAAGGGGGACAGCGCGCGGCCGUACGAGUUCUACAAGCUCUACCUGGUGAAGAAGGAGCAGGCUGAGUCCUGCAGCACCGUCCUGGACCCCAACGUCCUGGUCAACUGCAACAAGCCCGAGAAGGACAUCAAGUUCACCAUCAAGUUCCAGGAGUUCAGUCCCAACUACAUGGGCCUGGAGUUCAAGCGUUACGACAACUACUACAUCACCUCCACGUCUAACGGGACUCUGGAGGGCCUGGAGAACAGGGAGGGGGGCGUAUGCAGCACGCGAUCCAUGAAGAUCAUCAUGAAAGUGGGCCAGGACCCAAAUGCUCCCGAGUCCACUGACCCAGCAAAGCCAGACAAAGAGCAGGACAACACCAUCAAGGAGACCAUCCCUGAUUCCCCCUCGGACCGGGGCAAAGGGGGAGAGGGGCCUGUCAUGCCUGGCAACAAAGACACGAUCAACCAGGACAACAACAACUCUAACAACGCUGACGGGAUCUUCAGCUCCAAACCGGCCCUCUUCGCCGCCAUCGGGGCCGGCUGCGUCAUCUUCCUCCUGAUCAUCAUCAUCCUCAUCGUCUUGCUCAUCAAGCUGAGGAAGAGGAGCCACAAGCACACCCAGCCCCGUGGCACCGCCCUCUCCCUCAGCACCCUGGGCACGCCCAAGGGGGCGGGCGGCGCCGGCUCGGAGCCCAGCGACAUCAUCAUCCCGCUGCGGACGACGGAGAACAACUACUGCCCGCACUACGAGAAAGUGAGCGGCGACUACGGCCACCCGGUCUACAUCGUGCAGGAGAUGCCCCCGCAGAGCCCGGCCAACAUCUACUACAAAGUCUGAGCGUGCGAAAGAGAGAGAGAGAGAGAGAGAGAGAGAGAGAGAGAGAGAGAGAGAGAGUGAACGAGCGAGGGAAAGAGGUGAUAGAGUGUGAGAGAGUGAAAGAGGGGUAUGGGGGGGGUGGUGGGUGGGAAGAAUGGACGAGACAGGAAAGGACUCUGCGAAAAAGAGAGACGAGAAGAGGAGAGUUCCCGGUCCUGACCUUUCCUGUAUUUUCUUUUUCAACUACCUAGUCUGUGUGAUGUGUGAUGAAAGACUCGAUUCAUGUCUGGGAGUGUAAGGGGUAGCGGCACAGACAGGAAUAAGAGAGGCCAAAACACGGACUAAAACUGCAAAGGAAGAAGAAGAAGAAGAAAAAGAAGGAAAAGUAGUGUGAGACUGGGGCCAAAGCCGGGGCUUACUUCCACUUUGGCCACUGGCUCCUGCUCUGUCCUGCCAAAAUGGACGCUCUCACACCUGUUUCUGACCUCUCCGUGGAUAUUGGGAAAGGAGCUGACCAGUCCUCUCACUCACUCCCCCCUUCUCUAUACCUCUCUCGCUCUCUCUCUUUCUCUCCGUGGAUCAGUAUGUGUGUGAGUGUGUGUGUGUUAGCCUGUGCGCUAACACCUAAUGCUUCAGGGGAUGUUGAAAGCCCAUGUGACUGGGGGAGAAAAAAAAGCCUUUGUUCACACAGACUUCUCCAGGAAGAAGGAAAACAAAACAAAAUAGGUUUUUCACCAGAGACUCUUGGAAGGGCAUCGUUUUUUGAUGGCGGAAGCACACACGUGCCCCCACCACCACCCCCCACAACCACCACCACCACCCCCACCCAUGUCGUCUCCCACACUGACACGUUCUAGAAUUGCUCUCUGCUUUUCUUGUUUUUUUUUCUUUCUUUCUUUGUUGUUAUUGUUUAUGAAUUUUUUUUAAACCGCUCACCUAGUCACUCACUCUUUUUACUCGCUCGUGUCUUAUGGUGUUGUGCUGUUCUUCUCUAGACUGCGUAUUUGAACGGUUGGUGGUGAUGUUGGUCUCCUUGUUCCACACUGCCCCCACGGUAUAUCAUUAGCAAGUAACGCUUUUAUCAGGCCAAGCCUGCAUACCUGCACAAGAACACACCCACUGCCCACCACACCAUUCCUGUUUUCACAUGCUUAGGAAGGUAUGCACUCUGAAGUGGAAAGACAGAGAGAGAGAGAAAUACAGAGAGAGUCUGUGUGUGUGUGUGUGUGUGUGGUGUGUGUGUGUGUGUGUGUGUGUGUGUGUGUGUGUGUGUGUGAGAGAGAGAGAGCACAAGGGAGAAAGUGAGAGUUAAUGAAAGAGAAACAGGUCACUUUAUAUUAGUGCUGAAAGAUCAUGAUGACUGAAAAGGUAUGACGAUAAACAGAGAGAGAAUGUGUGUGUGUGUAUGUAAGUGUGUGUGUGUGUGUGUGUGUGUGCGUGUGUGUGUCCUAAAUUAGCCUUGGCUUUUUCCCCACGGUGAGCAAGAAUAACAAGAUCAAAUUUGUCGCAGCAGAAUCAAAUGUGUGGAAGCAAUUUAGAUGCUAUCUAGGGUGCACUCACCUUUGACCCCUCCUCACUGACACACUCAUGAGGUUGAUGAAGGGCGGGGGGUAGAAAUGGGCAGAUUCUGGGGGAGAGGCGUAAGAGUCAGUCCACUCCACUCCACUCGCCCUCUGUAUAGGAAUGGAGAGAUGGAGGAGGAGGACAGGGCUUUUGUCGAAAAAUAGAGACCCAGUGGAAGAGAGAGGACAGGAGAGGUUUUGAGGGGGACAAACGUUUGUCGGGCCGGAAGAGGUGGGGUGGGGGUAGGGGGUGGGGUGGGGCGGGGCGGGGGUUUUGCUGUAGGGGGGAAAAAUCCAACAUAUGUUCUGUCCAUCUCCAUAAAAUAAACGAGUUUCAGGAGAGAGGGAUGCGAAUGGAAAAAGUGGGAGCCAGCUUCUCCCCACCCCCCUCUGCCGCAGCUUCCCGAGGACUGGAAAAAACGAACAAAAGGCAAAAAAACGAGCGAGAAAGAAAGAAAAAAGCAAUAGUAAACGCGAGAGAGACAUCGAAGCAAAGAAAUAAUAAUUUCACCCACAGGAUAGCAAGCAUAGAGAGAGAGAGAGAGAGAGAGAGAGAGAGAGAGAGA